AUGGAAUUACUAGAAAAGAGUUCCAAUAUUUUACUUGAUAAAAAGAGAAGAGUUAAACUGUCAAGUUUGGGGCUAUCAAAAAGAAUUAUAAAAGGUUUUCAAAGCAAAAAUCAAGAUAUUAUCGAUUUUAAAUCUAUUUUUGAAUAUAUAAAGUUUAAGCAUGGAAGAUACAACAAAUUAUUUAAAGAUAAUGAAUUUACUUUAUUUUAA
Messenger RNA from Rhizophagus irregularis DAOM 181602=DAOM 197198, 210 nucleotides. NCBI's taxonomy places the organism in Eukaryota, Fungi, Glomeromycota, Glomeromycetes, Glomerales, Glomeraceae. The record is from RefSeq and is a predicted model, not a curated record.